UAGAGAGUGGUGCUUAAAAGGUUGCAGACUAUUUCUGCAGCCGCAUACCUCGUUUUUACCUGUGCCGAUAAAACAUUCAUCAUCGCGAAACGCGUACGUGUGUGUAGUGCGGCAUCAACACAGUGCAGUGCGGCUCGCGGAAACAUCAAUUUUCCAUUUCCACCGACUCGGUUUUCCGUCGCACCAUCUCGUGCUUCAGUUCCGCACCGUCUCUGUUCGAGGUUAGAACGGAGUGUAUUAAAAAUGGAGUGAACCGUAGUGUAGCAGUGGCAUUUCAUUUCUUCCCAUUUUUGCGAACGCAUCGUGGUGUGUCGGAUGCAGCUGGUGUAAAACCACUCGUGACUUCGUGACCGUGUGGUAGCAUGGGUUUGGUCGAGCGAAAGAAAAUGUCGGCGAAAUAUCAUCUCAUUCAUUGACGGCAAUAGGCAAACCGUAUAGCCUUUCUGUGUGUAUGUGUAAACGUGCGUCAUUUCAUUGUUGAUCCCGUUAGAGUUUGAGGUUCCAAAAAUCGAAACAGUUGGAGUGAUUUAAAAGCAAAUCGAUGUUGCAUCCAACAAACGAGAAUUCGAUUGCCAGAGUGAUUCCGUACAACACUUGCGUGUGCUAAACGUUUCAGUUCUUUUUAUUUUCACCCCCCAUCAAAAGUGUUGUGGUUUUGUUAUUGUUACAUCGCAUUGAAUUCGCGACCCAACAUGGAGCGGUAUGGUAGCUAGCGAAAAUUGUGCUUCAUUGUUGGUCUAGUAAUCGCAGAACCGUGCAAGCGCUUGUGUGUGUGUAUGUGAGUGGACAGUGGUGGGUUGGCUUUGUGUGGCACUGGCCCUUUCGGUUUUCGGUGUAUUCGAGAUCCCGCUUGUCUCCCGCAACAACGUCGCGUUUCGUGCGUCGAUCACGGGUGUGGAAGUGGUUGCUAGCUAGUUUGUGAGUGAGUGUGUGUGUGUGUGCUGUCCCCUUAGGGAGCAAGUAUGCUAAAAAGUAUAGAAAGAAAGGAAGGAGGAGAAAACACAACACAGUAUACCGUGGAAUGCAAAACGUCUCAGCGCUCGUACUAACAGCAACAGCACGACCGUCCGCGAACUUGCUUAAACUCCAGCUCAGGUAGAUGCCAAGCAGCAGAAACGAAAGGCAUACAUAAGUACACAGGCGACAGCAUUUAAAUAUCCGCCGACACUCACGGUUCGUCCCACUGUGGUCGGAGUUGGUGGAAAGGGCCACUACACACUAUCGAUCGGGAAUAUCCCGAAAAUAAAAAUAAAAACACGCACACACAGUGUUCAAAUUUGCGACAACCGCAGCUGCUUACAACGGGGCCGAAAGUUACGUUGGACGGGAAAACCCUGUUGUGUCCGCAGGAAGGGAACGGUAUUGUGAUAGGUGACAGAACAAGGGCGACGGCAAGCAACGAUGAGUACCAACAACAGCACAACGACCAGCGGUGGGAGUGAUGUUAACAGCGCGGGUGUUGGUGGAGUGGGAGGUGGCAGUGGAAGCAGCGGGAGCAGCAUCGAAGUUGAAUACAACGAAAUUGUAUCCCGGCGAGGUUGGCCAAUGGUAUUCCAGGAUAUUCGUGAGAGAAGCGAUAUUCAGGCGCGGGCGAAAAAGUUUUCCACCGACGAAUCGAAAAAGUUGGACAACCGACGACUAAACCGAUAUCGGGAUGUACUACCGUACGAUCAUUCCCGAGUAGCACUGAAACGGGGCGAAGGUGACUACAUAAACGCGAACCUGGUGAAGAUGGACAGAGCUGGUCGGAAGUACAUUCUUUGCCAGGGACCGCUUCCUCUUACGGUAGGCCACUUUUGGGUGAUGGUGUGGGAGCAUGACUCACGCGCCAUUCUAAUGUUAAACAAGCUGAUCGAACAAACGACCGUCAAAUGCCACCAGUACUGGCCAGCAAAGAUAGGCGACCAGCACCGUCUCGAGUUGUCCGAUGUUCAGCUCUCGGUGGUACAUCUGAAGUGUGUAGAGUAUAAAAACUUCUGCAAAAGAACUUUCAGACUGACGGACAUGGAGACGGGCAAAAGUCGCGAAGUGAUACAGUUUCACUACACGACUUGGCCGGAUUUCGGUAUCCCUAGCUCUCCGGUAGCAUUUUUGCAAUUUUUGAAGGAAGUACGCGACUCCGGGGCGCUUGAUCGUGACGUUGGCCCACCGAUAAUUCACUGCAGCGCCGGUAUCGGUCGUUCCGGAACGUUUUGUUUGGUGGACUGUUGUCUCGUUCUGGUCGAUAAGGAGGGAGAGGAUCGGGUUUCUGUCCAGGAUGUGCUGCUUGAGUUGCGACAAUAUCGAAUGGGGCUAAUUCAAACCCCGGAUCAAUUGUACUUCUCGUACCAGGCUAUCAUUGAAGGAAUGAAACGUAUGAACAACUCCUCGUUUGAGGAGUUUGAAGAACUAUCUGUUGUGUCCUCAUCCAGUCAGCAGAACAGUGAUCAGGAGGAUAACGAGGAUACGCCACCGCCCCUACCGCCCCCUCGUACUCAUUCGCUCACGGUGAAACCGUUACCGGUUAUUCCGACCAGCGAGAGCGUACACGAGGAUUUCCUGCUCGGCAGCAGUAACGGCGGAGACCGCGACAAGGUGAACAAUCUAGUAAAUCUAGAAAAGAGCAAGCAAUUUGAGAUGAGUGACGAAAACCAUCACCACCAUCAUCACAACAAUCACCAUCAUAAGCGAAAUGACAGCAACAACCACAACAAUCAUCAUCACAAUCCGUACAGCAAUCGGCCAUUGCCGCCAAUAGUGCGGGAUAGCGCACUGUACAAAGUGAAUGAGCAUGAUAGCGAUGGUGGUGGUGGUGGUGGUGGUAUCGGAAAUGGUAGCAGUGACAGCGACGCCAGCGACUACAACGCGAUGAGCAGCGAAGACGAGCUGAUCGAGGAGAACGAUAGCGACAUUGGCGAAGAAGAUUACGAUGAAGAUGAACUGGAGGAGAAGAAUCGCGGCGCUAUACGCCGAGACGUUCCGUCCGAUAACAGUGAUAACAUUAAAAGCUCCUUGCUGGAUGAAAGCAGUAGCACCACAACAGCGACAACGACGACGACCAGCACCACCUCUAGUACUGGUGGCACAUCGACGGGCAUAUCCACCUCGACGUCGGUAUCUACUACGUCGUCCACCACGGCUAGUGCAAUCGGUUCCAACAAUUCGACGUUGGAGUCGAAACGGGGUGACUCAAAAUCGAACGAUCAGGCUUUUAACGCUAACUCGAGCCUACCACCGCUGCCGAAUGGUGCACUGGAUGAUGGAGAGGAUGCAAUCUCCAGUCCGGAGCGCGAACUGUCACCGAACGCCGAACUGCGACGUCGAAAGCGUAUCGAGCGUCAGUCAGCUAUGGAGGAGAAAAUACGUGAGAUCAAACGCAAGCGGAAAGAGGUGGAAAGUAAGGGAUCACCGAAAAAGCGCAGGUUAUUACUGUUUUCCAUUGCAGCUGGUGUUUGUUUCAGCGUUCUGUGCGUAUAUCUUUACACCAAGCAAAUGUAAUGCGGUGUCGAGACGAUGCAUCAAUGCCGUGGUACGAAUGGGGGCAUAGAAGACACAUAAAAAUCGAAAAAGGGAUGGCGACUAAGCAAGAGACUAAAAAAGAAAAAAAAUCAUAAAAAGUGUAUUAGCAAAAGGAAAAAUCAUUCCUACAUAUGGCAGAAGUAAUCAAAAUGUCGUACUAAGCUGAUCCUCUAUACGUUCCCAUCAAAAGUUUUGAUAGCAUGGGAAAUUCGAUUAUACAUACGUACGAUCACCUGUAUUACGGUGGUUCACAACACAACACAACAACGGUGAUGAUUUUAUAGUGCCGUUUAACAGUUUUUUCGAUGUUUCAAAUUGCAGCUGCAGUUUUAAGAAUUUAAAAUUUGUAGAUACUUUGCGAGAAAUGUAGUGUCGUAAAGUUUGCUUUUCAUCAUACCGAUUUAUUCUUUCAUUCAUUUUUCCCACUUUACAACAGGCUGUGGUAAGAUUUGAAAAAAGGUUUAACCGACAGCUUGAAGAACGAUAGAAAAGAAGAUAUAGUUCAAUAAAUCAACACACUUAUACCGCCACAUUUUUCAAGGUAUUGCAAUUGGAAACACGCAUCGUCAUGAUGCGUUUAAUCUAACUCGUAGAAAGAUAGGGAAGAGAGUAGGGAAAUAAAUGAUACGUUCGAGAUGCUUUCGCUUUAUUUAUUCAUAUUCAUCGUUCAGGUACCAGUUUGAUGUGCGUUGCUGUCGCGUGAGGCAAGAAUCUCUGUUUGGAAAAAUGGCCCAUCGUUCGAUAAAUGUCGGUGUGCAAGUUAAUCGAGUCUGUUUAAAAGAAGUAUGUUAAUUUUGUGACGAUCGGCUAGUGCAACGCAAGUGGAGGAUUAUCUUUACUGUAACGAAAUGGAACACCCAUCCUGCUGCAGCGGUAUGAUGGAAAUAGAGAACACAAGAAUUAUUGUAAAUGCUAAUAUGUUAAGAUAGUUUGUUUUAGUAUGUUAUUUUCUUUAUCCUGUUAGCAUAAUUUACCACUAAUGUAUGUGCACAACUUACACUGGAUACAUUUCAUCCUUUUAAAACUUAUUAUUGUUCUGAGUCACACACCUAGACAUUUCAAAUGAAAUAGAAUGUUCUUUUUCAUUUUUUUUUUCAUUUUUCAUUGAAAAAAACAAAUUUCCGAUCGGUUAUGCAAGCAUUUCCACCGAAAAACAGACGAUUUGUCGACAACGAUUAAACAAAUUUAUGAUAAGCAAAACUAGCGCGCACCUGAUCAUUUCAUUCGUUCUGAUUAACUUAUAAUUGUACAUUGAAUUGUGCAUGAUUUCCACAAGAUUAACGCUUAUGUUUUUUCUUGUUCAAAGCGAAAAAGUGAGCCGUUUGUGAGGUAUUGUUAAGAACUUACUUUUUACGAUCAUGUUUUUGAAUCGUCAAGCGUUUUCCAUGUUUUUGAACGAUUGUUCUAAUCGUUGCGUUUCUAGAGUUUCGACGCGUAUGGAAAGAAUGGCUGGGGUUUGCAUUGAAUGGAUACUUAGAACUACAACAAGCGAGUUUUACACCUUACACAACAAUUAAAUCGUACUGAAACUGUAUUGGCAUUGCAAGUUUUUGUGUUUGGUGUGCUCAUUCUCCCUUUUAUUGGACCCUUAUGUGAAUGACUAUACAAUAGAUGAUUGGCGCCACAGGGCAGAGGUUAUAUUCGUUGCCGUUUAACUCUAUCAAUAGGAUGAACAUUUAAUGAUCUGCCCGAAGCCAAGAUAAAUAUGUUUUCUUGGCGCGAAUAUAAUUCUUAUAACGCGAAUUAUAAUUCUUUCUUAAUUACACUGCAAUUAUGGUACUGCUAAUAAUCGAGCGUUGUGAAUGUAAUCAUUCUAUACACACCUUCGCAAAACACAACAAACAAGUUCAGCAACACUGCAGAAAAAGCUGUGAGCACAGAUUCAGAUACGAGUGUGAAGUGAAUCUAGGUGAAAGAUCGAGUAUAUAUAUAUAUACAUUAUUAUAUAUACAUAUAUAAGGUCCGUGUUUUUUCUAGAUAUAUUAUAUUGAAUAGUUUAUUUUUUAUCCCUUUUCCUUUUCUAACAACCCCUAUCUUUUACUGGUAGCAGAAGAAAAAUGUAGAAAUGUUUUAUAAAACCUUGCCACAAGUUCAGAGGCACGACGAGAAAGAGAAUCAAUAAGGAGAAAAAAUAUAAUAACAUAUUUAGAAUUGUGAACAAAGUAAAGAGAAUGACAUAGACGAAACGAAAAGCAAAUCUGAUGGAAUAAGUGAAGAGGAAGUGAGGGAGGAGGAAGGAUGAAAGUAAGGAGAAACAUAUAUAUUAGGCAGUAUACAGUAGGUACGUGUCUAUUAUUUUUGUUUUAAUCUAGAAAAAAAUUGUAUAAAAAACAUAU
Anopheles moucheti is the source of this 5834-nucleotide messenger RNA. It is a transcript of the gene Ptp61F, whose product is annotated as tyrosine-protein phosphatase non-receptor type 61F. Bases 1402 to 3477 code for a protein of 691 amino acids. Gene Ontology annotation, biological process: protein dephosphorylation. Lineage: Eukaryota; Metazoa; Arthropoda; Insecta; Diptera; Culicidae. The record is from RefSeq and is a predicted model, not a curated record. Gene Ontology annotation, molecular function: protein tyrosine phosphatase activity. The transcript has 7 exons.